Molecule: messenger RNA, 5080 nt
Organism: Rhinopithecus roxellana (golden snub-nosed monkey)
Lineage: Eukaryota; Metazoa; Chordata; Mammalia; Primates; Cercopithecidae
Product: protocadherin-11 X-linked-like
Exons: 2
Coding region: 1-753 (250 amino acids)
Source: RefSeq, a predicted model, not a curated record
AUGCCGAAUACUGGUUGCCAUUUCUCAAAAACUAAUUUGAAGGAAAAAUAUCUUCAUGUGGCAUUUUACAUUCCAGCUGCAGAAAUAACUGUUCAACCAACUGUGGAAGAGGCCUCCGACAACUGCACUCAAGAAUGUCUCAUCUAUGGCCAUUCUGAUGCCUGCUGGAUGCCAGCGUCUCUGAAUGAUUCCAGCUCUUCGCAAGCACAGGCCUCUGCUCUAUGCCACAGCCCACCACUGUCACAGGCCUCUACUCACCACCACAGCCCACCAGUGACACAGACCAUUGCUCUCUGCCACAGCCCUCCAGUGACACAGACCAUCGCAUUGUGCCACAGCCCUCCACCAAUACAGAUCUCUGCUCUCCACCAUAGUCCUCCUCUAGUGCAGGCUACUGCACUUCGCCACAGCCCACCAUCAGCACAGGCCUCAGCCCUCUGCUACAGCCCUCCUUUAGCACAGGCUGCUGCAAUCUGCCACAGCUCUCCUCUGCCCCAGGUUACUGCCCUCCAUCGCAGCCAGGCCCAAUCAUCAGUCAGUUUGCAGCAAGGUUGGGUGCAAGGUGCUGAUGGACUAUGCUCUGUUGAUCAGGUAGUGCAAGGUAGUGCAACAUCUCAGUUUUACACGAUGUCUGAGAGACUUCAUCCCAGUGAUGAUUCAAUUAAAGUAAUUCCUUUGACAACCUUCACUCCACGCCAACAGGCCAGACCCUCCAAAGGUGAUUCCCCCAUUAUGGAGGAACAUCCCUUGUAAAGCUAAAAUAAUUACUUCAAAUUUUCAGAAAAGAUGUAUGUAGUCAAAAUUUAAGAUACAAUUUCAAUGAGUAUUCUGAUUAUCAGAUUUGUAAAUAGCUAUGUAAAUAGAAACAGAUACCGGAAUAAGUCUAGAGCUAGACCCUUAGUCAAAAGUUAACCAAAAAAUUGCAAUUUGUUUAAUUCAGAAUGUGUAUUUAAAAAGAAAAGGAAUUUAACAAUUUGCAUCCCCUUGUACAGUAAGGCUUAUCAUGACGGAGCGUACUAUUUCUGAUGUACAGUAUUUUUUGUUAUUUUUAUCAUCAUGUGCAAUAUUACUGAUUUUUUUCCAUGCUGAUUGUGUGGAACCAGUAUGUAGCUAAUGGAAAGCCUAGAAAUAUCUUAUUUUCUAAGUUUACCUUUAGUUUAUCUAAACUUUUGUUCAAAUAAUGUUAAAAGGUAUACAUACUCUAGCCUUUUUUGGGGCUUUCUGUUUGAUUUUUGUUUGUUGUUUUCAGGUUUUUUUUUUUUUUUUGCUGUUGUUGUUGUUGUUAGUGAGUCUCCCUUCAAAAUUCACAGUAGGUAGUGUAAAUACCGCUUGUUGUGUGUCUCUCUCUCUGCUUUCACGUUUUCUACCUUAUUCCAGUACUAUAUUGUUGAUAUAAUUUGUAUAUACAUUUUCAAUAAAGAAUAUAUAUAAACUGUACAGAUCUAGAUCUACAACCUAUUUCUCUACUCUUUAGUAGAGUUCGAGACACAGAAGUGCAAUAACUGCCCAAAUUAGGCAACUAUUUGCUAAAAUGGGCCUCUUUUUACUUUAAUAGUUUAGUGUAAAGUACAUCAGAAAUAAAACUGUAUCUGCCAUUUUAAGCCUGUAGUCCAUUAUUACUUGGAUCUUUACUUCUGGGAAUUUAUAUGUAGCAGUCUAGAAAAUUAAAAGGAGGUGGAUGCAUUCAAAGCACGAGUCACUUACAAUAUUGACGGUAAACUACUAUUUUGUGGAGAAACUCAGGAAGAUUUAAAUGUUGAUUUGACAGCUCAAUAGGCUGUUACCAAAGGGAGUUCAGUAAAAAUAACAAAUACAUAUAACUGUAGAUAAAACCAUAUACUAAAUCUAUAAGACUAAGGGAUUUUUGUUAUUCUAGCUCAACUUACUGAAGAAAACCACUAAUAACAACAAGAAUAUCAGGAAGGAACUUUUCAAGAAAUGUAAUUAUAAAUCUACAUCAAACAUAGAAUUUUAAGGAAAAAUACAGAGGGAGAAAUAAGGCAACUGCUUGUGCCUUAUUCAACAAGAAAUACCGGAAAAACACACACAGAACAAAAACCAUCAAAAUCUCAUAUAUGAAAUAAAAUAUGUUCUUCUAAGCAAAGAAACAGUAUUAUUCAUAGAAAACAUUAGUUUUCUUCUCUUGUCUGUUCUUUAUUUCCUUCUUUUAUCUCUUAACUGGCCAUUAUCUUCUAUGUGCACAUUUUAUAAAUUUACGGAAACACCAUCAACUUAAUUUUCUUCCAUAGCAAAACUGAGAAAAUACCUUGUUUCAGUGUAACACUAAACCAAGAGACAAUUGAUGUUUAACGGGGGUGCUCGGGGAGUGGGGGAGUCAAUAUCUCCUAUUGAUUAAAUUAGACAUAGAUAUUCUAACGUGUAACUUGAUAUUUAAUUUAUGAUUAAACUAUGUGUAAAUUUUGUAACAUAAACUGUGGUAAUUGCAUAAUUUCAUUGGUGAGGAUUUCCACUGAGUGUUGAGAAAGCUUCUUUUCAUGUGUCCAGCAGAUUAAGUAGCGUUUUCAGAAUAUAGAUUAUUCCCAUCCAUUGUAAAGCUCCUUAAAUCACAUUUUAUUGGGUGUGCAGAAUAACUUCUUAACUCUUAACUAUCAGAGUUUGAUUAAUAAAAUUAAUUAAUUUAAUUUAUCCUUUGUGUUAAUGUUCCAAAGGAAUUGAAGCCUACUGGAUUUCCAGGUGCAUGUGAAUCCUGAAGGACUGAUGAUAUUUGGAAGUUUAUUAAAUUAUUAUCAUACAAAUGUGUUGAUAUUUUUGUUAUUGUUGUUGAUGUUGAAAAUUUUAAACUUGGCGAAGAUUAAGAAAAGAACCAAUAGUGACAAAAGUCAGUGCUUCCAGUAGAUUUUAGAACAUAUUUUUGCCUCAAAUACCUGCAAAGAUGAUGUGAGUGAGAUUUUUUCUUGUAUUUUAAUUUUUUUUUACAUUUUCUCUGUGCAGACCUUUAGUUUUCUUACGAUCUAUACACACACACACACGCGCACACACACACACACACACACACACACACACACACAUUUAAAGGAUAAAAAGAAGAGGCUGAAAGAUUAUUAAAUAGCUUGUCAGGCAUCUCAAUGGUUACUAUCUAUGUUAAUGAAAAUCAAAUAGGACCCAAAGUUGGAUAUUUGGGAUUUUUUUCUGAUGUUAGAAUUUAUUGAGUUACUAGGGAAGUUCUUAAAUCCUCAUAUCUGGAAACUUGUGUUGUGAAGUUUUGACACCUUUCCUAUAGAUAUAGGAAUGAACCAAUACGCUUUUAUUACCCUUUCUAACUCUGAUUUUAUAAUCAGACUUAGACUGUGUUUAGAAUAUUAAAUGACUGGGCACCCUCUUCUUGGUUUUUACCAGAGAGGCUUUGAAUGGAAGCAGGCUGAGAGUAGCCAAAGAGGCAAGGGGUAUGAGCCCAGUUAUUCUCCCCUAUGCCAUCUCUUUCUAAGCUUCCACUAGGUCUGGCCUUGGAAACCUGUAACUUCUGGGGCUUCAGAUCUGAUGAUAUCUUUUUCAUCACAUUACAAGUUAUUUCUUUGACUGAAUAGACAGUGGUAUAGGUUGACACAGCACACAAGUGGCUAUUGUGAUGUAUGAACAUGUAGUCCUAGAACUGCAAAAUGUCUUACUGAACCAACAAUCAAAAAAUGGUUGUUUUUAAAAGGAUUUCGUUUGAUUUGAAUAAAAACCAAACUGAAGGACUAUGAAAAUAAUAGGUUCAGCAAAGUAGUAUCUAGUUUGUCUCUUCAAUUAGAUUGUGAUUGAUUUUCUGGCUAUGGUAUUAUUAUAUCACACUUGUGAGUAUGUAUUCAAAUACUAAGUAUCUUAUAUGCUACGAGCAUACACAUUCUUUUCUUAAACUUUACCUUCGUUUUAGCUAAUAUUGUGUCAGUGUGUUAAAAAUUAGCUUUUACAUAUGAUAUCUACAGUGUAAUAAAUUUAGAGAGUAAUUUUGUGUAGUCUUAUUUAGUUACUUAACAUUUUAUUUUUAAUUAUGUAAAUUUGGUUAGAAAAUAAUGACCGUUAAAUGGUUAGUGCUAUUGUGUAAUGGUAACAGUUACAAAGAGCCUCUGCCUUCCAAAACUAAUAUUUAUGACACACAGUCAUUAAAUGGGAAAAAAAUAGACUAAACAAAUCACAAAUUGUUCCGUUCUGAAAAUGUAAUCAUGUCACACACGUAAAAAAUCCUUUUCCAUCCUGAGAAAAUUAAGGGAGUUUUACUCACAUGUAUAUUUCACCAUUAGUUUUUUUUUUAUUUGUUUGUUUCCUUUUCAUGGUAUUACUGAAGGUGUGUAUACUUCCUAAUAUACAUUUAUGAAAAUCUACUUGUUUAGGCUUUUAUUUAUACUGUUCUAUUUAUAUUUUUUAUUAUAGUUAUUCUUAUCUUUCUUUUUUUAAUAUUUUUUUGAAACCAAAUUCAGAGUUAGUUUAGGGAAACUUUUUAUCAUGAUCAUUAGAAACUAUUUUGAAUGUUUCCAACUGGCCCAAUUGGCCGGGAAAACAUGAGAGCAAGAGAAGCUGAAAUAUAUUUCUACAAGAACCUUUCUAUAUUAUGUGCCAAUUACCACACCAGAUCAAUUUUAUGCAGAGGCCUUAAAAUAUUCUUUCACAGUAGCUUUCUUACACUAACCGUCAUGUGCUUUUAGUAAAUAUGAUUUUUAAAAGCAGUGUAAGUUGACAACAGCAGAAGCAGUAACAAAAAAUCUGCUCAGAAAAAUGUAUGUGCACAAAUAAAAAAAAAAUCGAUGGCAAUUGUUUAGUGAUCGUAAGUGAUACUUUUUAAAGAGUAAACUGUGUGAAAUUUAUACUAUCCCUGCUUAAAAUAUUAAGAAUUUUAUGAAAUAUGUAUUUAUGUUUGUAUUGUGGGAAGAUUCCUCCUCUGUGAUAUCAUACAGUAUCUGAAAAUGAACAGUAUCCUAAAGCAGUUCUAACCAUGCUUUGGAAGUAAGAAGGAUGGCUACUGUAUGGCCAAGGAUGGCAGUAUGUAAUCCAGCAGCAAACUUGUAUUAAUUGUUCUAUUUCAGGUUCUGUAUUGCAUGUUUUCCUAUUAAUAUAUAUAUUAAUAAAAGUUAUGAGAAAUAAA